AUGGAUUGUCUUACUAAUAUUUUGGAGUUUGAUGCUCAUAAACCAUCAACUAGUUUAUUAGAAGAUCUAUUGAGAAUACAAGGAGUGCACAGUAUCCAAUAUGAUUUAAUAAAAACUGAAACGGAUACAUCAUACAAAAAUAGAAUUUUGUUUAAAUACCAAGUCACUGAUGGUCGAUUCAUUGUUUUUGGUCAAGGUACUAAUUAAUUUUCUUAGUUAUGAACAUUUUUUACAUUUUUUCUUAAAUAUAUUUUAAUUUACCAAUAAUGUAUGGUGUAGGUGAUUCAAAAAGGGAAGCUAAAGAAAUUGCCGCACAAAAUUUUUUAAGGAUUCUUAAUAAAGAAUUUCCAGAAUUGUGUACAGAUUCUUUAUUUCAAUCCCAUAUGAAUGAUAGUAUGGUCAAAAAUAAUAUGGUUGAACCAAUGACUUUAGAAGACUCCAAAAAUCAAUAUAGGUCAACUUGUGAGCUUCAUAAACUUUGUGCAUCUCUCAAAUAUGGUAGACCAGUUUAUGUAACAGAAGAAAUAGCCAGUUUAGAUCAUAGUCCUAUUUACACGAUUUCUUGUACCGUGUUAGAAUACAAGCGAACUGGUGAAGCCAAGACUAAAAAAUUAGCCAAGCAAAUAGCUGCUCAUAAAAUAUUAUUGAUAUUGAAAGAGUGA
This is a messenger RNA of Cinara cedri, 662 nucleotides long. NCBI's taxonomy places the organism in Eukaryota, Metazoa, Arthropoda, Insecta, Hemiptera, Aphididae. The record is from the annotation of a GenBank genome assembly.